GUGCAUUUUUAUUUCUUGAGGCACAUCACUUUUGUAGUAGGCAACAGCAUGGAGCAAUUCUACAUACGCCAUGUGGAAGUUCUGGGUUUUGAGAAAAGAUUUUUUCCCAGUCAGCACUAUGUUUACAUGCUCUUAGUAAAGUGGAGUGAUCAGUCUGAAAAACUGAUCUAUAGAAGGUAUCCAGAGAUGCACGAAUUCCAUAAAGCUCUUAAAGAGAUGUUUCCUAUUGAAGCAGGUGAUAUUGAUGCAAAGGAUAGGAUAAUACCAUCAUUACCAGCACCAAAGUGGUUGGACAACCUGAAGGCAACCGAAACAAGACAGGGCACCCUGGCCGAAUACUGCACUGCUCUCAUCAACCUUCCAAGAAAAAUGUCGCAGUGUCAGCUAGUGCGAGAUUUCUUCGAAGUCAGACCAGAAGAUGAGACUCCCCCUGCACCUCACCCGUUCAAAAGAAACGAAACCUAUGUAUUGUCCAAGGGUCGGCAAAGAAGCAACACCUCUGAAAUUACUGGCCCAAUUAUGCUUGACAGCUACCGGGUGACUGCAGACUUCAACAAAAGUUCCAAAUAUGAACUCAACCUGAAGGCAGGAGACUUGGUGGACAUAGUAGAGAAAUGUCCUAAUGGUUGGUGGUUCUGUAACUGCGAGGCCACCCGUGGCUGGGUACCAGCCUCCUAUCUGGAGCCCCUCGAUGGUCCAGAUGAGUCUGAGGAGCAAGCCCCUAACUAUGCAGGUGAGCUCUACAUAACUACCAAAGCAUACAAGGGUGCAGAGGAAGAUGAGCUCACUCUUGAGUCUGGGGAGAUAAUUGAUGUGAUCCACAAACUUCUGGAUGGGUGGUGGGUGGUCAGGAAAGGGAGGGAGACAGGAUAUUACCCAUCUAUGUUCUUACAUAAAAUCGAGGGGGAGAAGGAAACUGAAGCUGAAAAAAGUGUGGUUCAGAGGAAGACACCACCACCCAGGAGAUCAACUAUUCGCAACAUUAACAGCAUUCAUACAAACGGACGCCAAAAGAUCAGCCAAGACACUUACCGCAAGAAUAGUCGUCGGUACAUAAAACCGCGGGGGAACAACUCACCUCAGCUCCGCACGCGCAGGAGCUCGACAAAGUCCCUUCUGCUCGAGCGAGAGGCUCACAGAGAUAACAUCCCCACGCUGAGACCAUCAGGCGAUGAUGAGCAGAAGAAGACUCCCGUCAUCCCACCACGGCCCAGUGCACAACUCAUCAUGGAGCGCUGCACUGAGAACACUCGCAAGAAGAUGAGCAUCCGCACGCCAAGCUGAACUGGAUUUGGCACUCUCACUGCACAUUCUGUGUCACUUUUGUAUACCCAACAUACAACUAUCUUCACUGUAUAACAAUGUAUUAAACUUGCAUACAAAAGGAGAUAAUAUUGGUAGCCUAGCCUACACAUAGGUGUUCCGAUAUUUGUCUAGCUUUGUGAAAGCUUGUUUUCUGCCUCACAAAAAAGUGUAUUGCGCUGCUUGGUUUUGUGUGUCUUGAUAAGCUAUUUACAAACCUUUGUUCACUUCAACUUCAGACAUUACUUGAAAUAAAUGCUCACUUUGAUGUUGACAUCACAA
Molecule: messenger RNA, 1584 nt
Organism: Clupea harengus (Atlantic herring)
Lineage: Eukaryota; Metazoa; Chordata; Actinopteri; Clupeiformes; Clupeidae
Gene: ncf1
Product: neutrophil cytosolic factor 1
Biological process (GO): superoxide anion generation; respiratory burst
Cellular component (GO): NADPH oxidase complex; cytoplasm
Molecular function (GO): protein binding; phosphatidylinositol binding; superoxide-generating NADPH oxidase activator activity
Source: RefSeq, a predicted model, not a curated record